This is a messenger RNA of Exophiala spinifera, 438 nucleotides long. RefSeq lists its product as uncharacterized. Gene Ontology annotation, cellular component: mediator complex. Gene Ontology annotation, molecular function: transcription coregulator activity. The transcript has a single exon. Lineage: Eukaryota; Fungi; Ascomycota; Eurotiomycetes; Chaetothyriales; Herpotrichiellaceae. Gene Ontology annotation, biological process: regulation of transcription by RNA polymerase II. The coding region runs from base 1 to 438 and encodes 145 amino acids. The record is from RefSeq and is a predicted model, not a curated record.
AUGCCAUCUGAACCCCUACCGACAGCCCCCUCUCACCCAGACGUGCCGCCGUUUCCGCCCCCUUCGACCUUCUCCAUCCUGCCGGACAUCUACCUCCUCAUCGCGCGGCUCACCAUCCUCCAGCAGGCCGCCGCGGGUACGAACACCCUGACACACACGACGAGCGGCGGCUCUACUACCUCGACAUCCACGCCGCUGGACCUGAAAGACCUCCCGGCGCAGGUCUACCCUAUCAAGCAGCGCAUCGCAAAGGCCAAAGAAGCCGUGCAAGCCCUGCCGGACGUCGAGAGGAGCGUCGAAGACCAAGAGCGCGAGAUCCGAGAUCUGGAGAGGACGAUCGCGUUGCUCAAGAGGAGGAUUGCCAAGUUGGGACGUAUUGCGGCUAGGACACACGGGGAGGAAGACAGAGAUGUUGUCAUGAAGGGCGUGGAAGAGUGA